Messenger RNA from Nicrophorus vespilloides, 689 nucleotides. RefSeq lists its product as uncharacterized. The coding region runs from base 56 to 439 and encodes 127 amino acids. Lineage: Eukaryota; Metazoa; Arthropoda; Insecta; Coleoptera; Silphidae. The transcript is spliced from 3 exons. The record is from RefSeq and is a predicted model, not a curated record.
AUAAGAAAUAGUUUUAAAUUAAGAAAUAAAUAUCUGCAGCUUCUGAAAUUUGAUUAUGGCAUCUUAUAUUCUAGUAAGAAUCGCAUCAAUUCAGUAUAAAUAUUACUAUCAAAUUAUUAAAAAAGAAGAUAUUUUAAGCGCAUUCUUGCAGCUGGGAAAGCCGGUUUCGGUAAGGUUGGAAAACGGCGAAAUUAUUAGUGCAAAAUAUUUGUAUAAAUCCGAUAAAAUAAAAAGUUUGAUGAUUAUGAAAAAUCAUCUGGAAGAGGAACAUGUCAAUCAAGUUCGGCAUGAAGAUAUGGUUUCAAUUGGACCAAAUAGAAGUUUGAUUCGUUCCUCUGUGUUGGCUACUCGAAAAUUGUUGAUGGAAUUAUUUCCAAAGACAACUCUGGCGGGCAAGGUAUGCAAUAUAUUUAAGAAUAUGUUUCCAAAUUACACUUGAAUGUGGACAAAUUAGCUGACAUAAUUCAUAUCGUUCGUGAAAAAUGUAAGAAUAUUAAUAGAGUAGUUAUUCAUUUAGCAAUUACCUGAAAAUACUCAUUUAAUUUUUUAUUUGUGAAAAUGUUUGUACUAAACCCAAAAUUUUAAUACUUGAAUACAUUACUUUUAAUAUUAAAUUUAACAUGUUAUUGUACAUUAUAGCGGCUCCCGAGCCGAGUGCGGCUCUUCCAAUAAAAUAUUACACUAACAAA